Messenger RNA from Prorocentrum cordatum, 644 nucleotides. The record is from the annotation of a GenBank genome assembly. Lineage: Eukaryota; Dinophyceae; Prorocentrales; Prorocentraceae.
GGCAAGGCCGGCGAGUGCGUGCAAGGCGGGGAGUGGCAGCUUCAAGAACACGAGCCAGACGGCCUCAGCUACAGCGUGGCGUGGCAGCCUUCAGCGGACGGGCAGUGGAAGCCGCGCACAGGCGGACCCUGUGCGUGCGAGAAGAGAGAGAGGGAGAGAUAGAGAGAGAGAAACAAAGAGAGAGAGAGAGAGAGAGAGAGAGAGAGCAGUGCGAGAGAGACGGGCAGUGGCAGCAGAAGGCGAAGAUCCAAGCCACUGGGAUCAGCGAGCGCGAAAAGUGGGAGGCGAAGGUAGAGCCCGACGCCAUCUGCUACGGCGCUGGGAUCAGGGCAUGCGAGAAGAAAGCAGAGGCGAAGCAAGAGCCCAAUAUCCCUAGCCCUAGCUACUCCUCGUCCCGCCUCGUCGCCACGGCUGGAUCCGAGAAAGCGAGCUGGGCCAUGUGGGAGGCCAGGGCCGCGAUCGCAGACGAGUGGCUGGCGGGAGGCGAAGUGAUGGAGCCGAAGCGGAAGGGGGCGAUCAAGUCGAAGCCCGCCGCCAUCAUCAGGUACAACGCAGGGAGCGAGGCCAGCGACAGACGGUGGCUGAAACGGAAGUUUGACAAGAGAAGUGUGAGAAGUGCAGCGGACGAUUGUGAGAUCAUGUGA